Molecule: messenger RNA, 703 nt
Organism: Schistosoma guineensis
Lineage: Eukaryota; Metazoa; Platyhelminthes; Trematoda; Strigeidida; Schistosomatidae
Source: the annotation of a GenBank genome assembly
AUGUUAUUUAUUUCGUGUCGAGAACCAAUGGAGUAUCCAUGUCAAUUAAAAAAUAAGUUAUUAAAAAGCUAUCUAGCUAAACGACAAUUUCAACGACCCAAAUCUUUAUUCACUACAUUAUUUGCAUCUGUAGCGUCAAAUGGACAACCAUAUCGUCGAAUUACUGGCAUGGCUGUACCAUUUCAAUAUUCUAUUGGUAAUAAUGAUUUGUCACCGCCGUCAUCAUCUAUACAUUAUAAGCCUGCAUAUGUAAGUGUAAGCUUACAUGAAGGCAGCGUUGAAGCGGACGACCCAAAAUUGAAGAAUGUGCACCAAACGGAAAUACUUGUAGAAUUAAAACAAUCAAUUCAGUUGGUAUGUCAACUAAUAUUCUUUAUAUCGUUCUUAUUAUUUAUCAUAUUUUUUAACGUACGUAUACUGCUUGUAACAUCUUUAAUUAUCAGUGUUUCAUCUGUUUGUGUACAAUGUCAUAGUGAAUUGCUUUUAGAUGCCAGUAGUAUGAUUCCGUUUUUUUAUAGUUUACUUACCUUACAGUUUAGUGUAGACAGAUACAUGACUGGUGAGUUACAUUCAUUCAGUUAGGUUCCUUGUACUUCUGACGGUAGAUACUUUACAUCAUUGUGCCUAUGUCAAGACUUAAUGCGGUCUAAUUGUUCAUGUAUUACAUUACCAAAUGCCGUGGUACGGCCGAGAGUGGGGAGAG